This is a messenger RNA of Lycium ferocissimum, 2264 nucleotides long. Its product is annotated as trihelix transcription factor ENAP2-like. Lineage: Eukaryota; Viridiplantae; Streptophyta; Magnoliopsida; Solanales; Solanaceae. Gene Ontology annotation, cellular component: nucleus. The record is from RefSeq and is a predicted model, not a curated record. Gene Ontology annotation, molecular function: transcription cis-regulatory region binding. Bases 218 to 931 code for a protein of 237 amino acids. The transcript is spliced from 2 exons.
AGCCCCAAGUAAUUAUUAAUUAAUCCAUACUUAAAAAAAGAAGAAAUUUAGAAGUGAGGCGUAAGUAAAUUGGGAGGAAACCCACUCCAUCCAAUCCUCCAAUAAGCAGCUGCUGACCGUCCCCUAAGUCUUCCGGUCAGAUGUACGGCCAACUCAUUCCUUAUCCCAUCUGCCCGAUGUUUCUCCCUUUCAGCUCCGGCGCACCUUAGCACCCUCUAUGGAGAGCGAAUCCCCUACACCUACCCCUAGGCUUCACGCAGGUGGACGUGAAGACUGUUGGAGUGAAGGUGCUACUGAAACCCUAAUCGAAGCAUGGGGCCACCGCUAUCUCACUCUUAACCGCGGUAAUCUCCGUCAACACGACUGGAAAGAAGUCGCUAACUCCGUUAACUCACGUCAAAACGGCGUUAAGCCUCAACGCACUCAUCUACAGUGUAAGAACCGUAUCGAUACUUUAAAGAAGAAAUACAAACUUGAGAAAACCAAGUCAAUUCCGUCAAAAUGGCCGUUUUAUAACCGCCUUGAUUAUCUCAUUACUAGACCACCGGCUGCCACAUCAUCAGUUACGGUUAAGUCAUAUUCGAGUGGUUCAAAUGACAAUAGGAUGGAGUAUGUAGGGUUAUAUGAGGAGAGUAAUAUGGCCUAUAAGGAAUUAUCGCGUGCAAUAUUGAGGUUUGGAGAGAUAUAUGAAAGGAUUGAAAGCUUAAAGCAGCAAAAAAUGAUGGAAUUGGAGAAGGAGAGGAUGGAAUUCACUAAGGAACUUGAGGUUCAAAGGAUGAAUAUGUUUAUGGAAACUCAGUUGAAGAUCGAGAGGUCUAAACAACGUCCUGCCAAGCAUCCUUGUUCGACAGGAGAUAAGUCCACAAUUGGUGAAAGAUUUGAUGCAUGGCUUGGAUCAUUCGACCCUUAUGUGGGAUGCCGACAACAAUGAUAGGUCGGGAUGUAAUGUUGUAGAGUUGUAGGAGUGUUAUUAAUCAGAUCUCCACGUGUUGGUGCAGGUAACACUAUAGAGAUCUCACACACUUUUGGAAUGGGGUCUUUUCUCUCUCUUGGGAGGCAUGCAACUUUCAUUAACCUCUUUCUCCAACUGAUUGUGCGGGAGAUUGUUUGACAAUUCUCAUAUCCCUAAACUUCUUCUUUCUCUUUUCUGAAUCUCUCCUCUCUCUUUUCCUAAACCCUCUGUUAUCUCAUCUCAACCUCUUUUGAAAUCUUCGCCUUCUCUCUUAACUCCCCUAGAGCUGUUUACUCGUGCUCUUAUCUGCUACCCAGCUUCUUUUUGUCUACUUGUUUAGUUGAGUAGCAAUCACUGAAUAACUGAACUUUAGCAUACGAUGACGAGAUAGGUGAUUAUUGCAAGGUUGGCAAGAUAAUAUAGGUAGGAAUUUACCACUUAUUUCAUGAAAAAAAGAAAGAUAAAAUAGGUAGGAAAUUAGGAAUAUGGUGUUUUUGGCUGGCAAAAAAAGUUUCAAGUUGUUGGAGCUAAGUGAUAAUGUGUUUGCAACUGUUGAGAGGAGGAAAAGUUUUAUCAACUGAAUUACUAUUGAUAACUUCAGCAUUCUUGACCUCUUUCAAUAUAUGAAAUGGGCUUCUGAGGGGAAACACAAGAUAUGUAGGAGAUGGAGAAACACCUAUCAACCUAAUCAAAAAAAUAAAAAAAUAACGUUAUCAAAAAUGGGGAAACACCAAUCAAUUAUAUUCCUACCAUGUCAUCCAAAACUUUAAUUCUUUUGGAAAAUAUAUUAGAGUCCUUGAUGUCCUUGAAGGUAAUGCUGGAUGGGAAUAUUCAGGGAAUAAAAUAAGGAAUUUUCUUGAUAAAGGGGUGAAUCAGCUUGAAGAUUCGCAAACAGGUAACAAGAAAGGAACCUAUGCCCAAGUAGCUCAAAUCAAGGUAUGGCCCACACAAUAUCAAGAUCGUGGAAAAUGAAUCUUGAGUGCAAUCAGUUCAAGAUCGACAUAUGCUUUAUUAAAGGCAAAAUGGAAUGUCUGAGUAGAUGUUUAGUUAGUUCUGUUGGCCGCAGUGAUUUUGAUUCCUCCGAAUCACAUUGAACUACAACAAUGGGUACAUAGAACUUGGAGGAUUCAAGCAGGUGUUGUAAUUAAGGAAUGAGUGGUGGUUAUUUCUUGAUUGAAUUUCCAUCGAGGGUUGAGGUGAAAAGAUCUAAAAAUGGGAGGUGAAACUUCAAUAAAUAUGAAUUGCAUUUGGAGUGAUGGUCCCAGUCCGGUCUGGAUAAAGUUGCUGGUUUUCCUUCUUAUCGGAGAAGUCU